Molecule: messenger RNA, 831 nt
Organism: Homarus americanus (American lobster)
Lineage: Eukaryota; Metazoa; Arthropoda; Malacostraca; Decapoda; Nephropidae
Product: proline-rich protein 36-like
Exons: 4
Coding region: 1-831 (276 amino acids)
Source: RefSeq, a predicted model, not a curated record
AUGACCCACUUCCUGCUUCAGUUCUGUUAUUCCCAGAGAGGUCCAACAGCUGUUGAGGCCCUUGACGGAGGUGAUGUAGGAACAGGCACAAUUGACUCAGAUGAAGCAAGACAGUUGACUCAUGAAGUAAGACAAUUGACUCAGAUGAAGCAAGACACAAUUGACUCAGAUGAGGCAAGACAGUUGACUCAGAUGAAGACAAUUGACUCAGAUGAACCUCCCUGUGUCCCAAUGUCCCAAACCUGCCUGUGUCCCAGCCUCCUGUGUCCCAGCCUCCCUGUGUCCCAACCUCUCAAUGUUCCAGCCCCUGUGUCCCAGCCUCCCGUGUCCCAGCCUCCCCUGUGUCCCAGCCCCUGUGUCCCAAUGUCCCAACCUCCCUGUGUCCCAAUGUCCCAGCCUCCUGUGUCCCAGCCUCCCUGUGUCCCAGCCUCCCUGUGUCCCAGCCUCCCCGUGUCCCAGCCUCCCUUUGCCCCGGCACGUACCGAUUCUCAGGACAUCACCAGCACUCUCAGGACAUCACCAGCACUCUCAGGACACCACCAGCACUCUCAGGACACCACCAGCACUCUCAGGACAUCACCAGCACUCUCAGGACACCACCAGCACUCUCAGGACAUCACCAGCACUCUCAGGACACUACCAGCACCUCAGGACACCACCAGGAUUCUCAGGACAUCACCAGCACUCUCAGGACAUCACCAGCACUCUCAGGACAUCACCAGCACUCUCAGGACAUCACCAGCACUCUCAGGACAUCACCAGCACUCUCAGGACACCAUCAGCACUCUCAGGACACCAUCAGCACUCUUAAGACACCACCAGCACUCUUAA